GGGACCUUUGCUAGCGUUAAUUAUCUCUCUCAAUCCCUUCCCUUUCCUUUCCUUUGCUUUCUUCUCCCCCAAGUGUGUUCUUCUUCUUCUUCUUCUUCUUCACCUCUGAUUCUUCUCAUUUGAUUCCCCCUUUUCAUGCCAUCCCUCCUUCAUGGGCUGCGGCAUUUCUAAGUUAAACCUGGAAGAGACACGGCCAGGCUAUCAGAUUAGAACCCUUCGUCGAAGAAGUGAUGUCAAAGAUAGAGAGGAUGAAACCGAUUCUUUAACCAGCAAGCAACGAAAGAGUACUUCUUCUAUGACCAGUGAAGAUGGCAGUAGGGAUGGUGGUUUUUUAAAAAGGGUCAUCGGUUCAAAUGAGAAAGAGAAAGAUGUGGAGAGGGAAUUACAGCCUGGCCAUCAUGGCAGGAAAAGCAGUGUUUCUUCUUCCCCAAGAAAGGACCUUAUUAGUGUCUCCCGUUUCAAGCAAUCUCAUGUUGAGACAAUGGAUAAAGACGCUCCAAAGGAGAAGAAGUCUUUAAAUAAGGAUCGGGAGGCUAGCAAUAAUAAUGAGGAUGAAUAUAUCAGGCCAAGCAAUGCAGAGGAAUGUGCAGCAAGCAUAUUAUUUUCUCCAGGAUCCCCUAGUUUUAGGGUAUAUUGUGUUAAUGACUUUCCCUAUGAAGAUAAUGGUGAAGAAGAAGGAGAAGAGAACAAAUCAAAAAAUACGGGGACUGACAAGGGAUCGGAGACUCUGCCGGCGAAAAGAGGGAGGAAGGGAAGAGGGUUUAGGAGUGCCAUGCACAUGGGAGGAUCUACUCGUGGACUUAGGAGUGUAUUGCAAAGAGGUGGAUCAGCAGGAAUGAAAAAUAUACUCAAUGGAACCUCUUGCAGAAGUCAGACUUCUUCACCUCCUCAUGACAGCACCACUAAAUUGAUUGCAAAAGCUGUUUGAUAGGAUGAUGAUGAUGAUGAUUAUUAUUAUUAUUAUUAUCUAGGCAUAAGAUCUUAAUGUAUUACGAGGCAGCAAUCUUUCAUUCACUUACUUUGUCCCCUUUUUUUUAUUUAUUUUUUGUAAAUAGAAAAAAGAAAACAAUUCCUUGAGUUGUUCCCCUUUUUGUCGGAUAACUGAACAUUAAUAUUACCCUUUUAAUUUCUUCA
This is a messenger RNA of Hevea brasiliensis (rubber tree), 1134 nucleotides long. RefSeq lists its product as uncharacterized. The record is from RefSeq and is a predicted model, not a curated record. The coding region runs from base 152 to 928 and encodes 258 amino acids. Lineage: Eukaryota; Viridiplantae; Streptophyta; Magnoliopsida; Malpighiales; Euphorbiaceae. The transcript is spliced from 3 exons.